GCUCCAAAUCAGACCAGAGAAUUGGAAGAGCGUAUUAUGGAGCUACAUAAGACUUACCGGGGCAUGACACCUGGAGAGGCAGAGAUUCACUUCCUGGAGAAUGCCAAGAAACUUUCAAUGUAUGGAGUUGACUUGCAUCAUGCUAAGGAUUCAGAAGGCAUUGACAUCAUGCUGGGUGUUUGUGCCAAUGGCCUUCUCAUAUAUAGGGACAGGCUAAGAAUAAACCGUUUUGCCUGGCCUAAGAUUCUCAAGAUUUCAUACAAAAGAAGUAACUUCUACAUCAAAAUUCGACCUGGUGAGUAUGAGCAGUUUGAGAGUACCAUUGGUUUCAAGCUGCCCAACCAUCGCUCAGCUAAGAGACUCUGGAAGGUUUGCAUUGAACAUCACACUUUUUUCAGGUUCCCCAAGGAAUGGACAAUGUCAAAAGAAAGACGUCUGACCACAGUGGACUCGGAGGAGGUUUUCCGAAGGAUCAUUACCCGAGAAUUCUCCCGACCAGCUUCAGUGAGUGAGAAUCACGAUGGAGCAGAGUCAGACAAGAGAGAAGAUGAUAGGUAUAGGGGGAGGACGAGAUCUGAAGAUGAAGAGGUGACUACUCCAACAAAAAUCAAGGAGUUAAAGUUUUUAGACAAACCGGAAGAUGUUUUGCUAAAGCACCAGGCCAGCAUUAAUGAGUUGAAACGGACCCUGAAGGAACCCAAUAGCAAGCUUGUGCACAGAGACCGGGAUAGAAGGCUGCCUUCCUCACCUGCUUCUUCUUCACCCAAACAUGAAGAUGAGACGCCAAAAGGGACCCCUGAGAAGGCCAAUGAGAAAGCGGGAUUGAGGGAGGGCACAGAGGAGAAAUCUAAGCUGCCUCGGCACAGGGCUCCUGAAAGUGAUACCGGGGAUGAAGACCAGGACCAGGAGAGAGACUCGGUCUUCCUGAAAGACAACCAUUUGGCCAUCGAGCGCAAGUGCUCCAGCAUUACUGUCAGCUCGACUUCCAGCCUCGAGGCUGAGGUGGACUUCACUAUCAUUGGUGACUACCAAAGUGCAGCCUUUGAAGAUUUCUCACGGAGCCUCCCUGAGCUUGAUAAGGAAAAGAGUGAGGGAGAAGCAGAAGGUCAGAUUUCUACUGAGGAAUCUGACAGACCAGCUCCCAAGGAAGAUGGUGAUGCAAUGGAUGAAGAUAAGGUUUAUCGUGUAAGCCCAGAAGAGUCCUUCAAUCUGAAAUCAGAAAUUGUGAAAAAAGUGGAAACAGACACCUCUGUGCAACACAGAAUUGGUACAACAGAAAUUACACAGGUUGAUGGUACCACUACUGAUGGAAAAGAGGCAGUAACCACUUCCCACAUUGGCAGUGCAGAAACUAUAUAUACAACCUCAGAUCAUAGUACCAAACCUACAAAAGGCACUGCAGACCUUCGCUCCAUUUCUCCAAUUGCUAGUGGUGCUGUUGGCAAAGAAGCCUUCACCAGCCUUUUCGGUGCCACUGCAGAAACCCUCUCCACCUCCACAACUACCCAUGUUACCAAGACUGUGAAAGGAGGAUUUUCUGAAACCAGAAUAGAAAAGCGAAUCAUCAUAACGGGGGAUGAAGAUGUGGAUCAAGACCAAGCUUUGGCUUUAGCCAUCAAAGAGGCAAAAUUGCAGCAUCCUGAUAUGCUGGUAACCAAAGCUGUAGUAUAUAGAGAAACAGACCCUUCUCCAGAAGAAAAGGACAAGAAACCUCAGGAAUCUUGACCUUUGUGUUUCUAGAAGUUGGCAUCUAUUUUAACUUUGAAGUAAAGAAGGGGCCUUUAUGCUGGAUUCCUCACUGAGACAUAGAACGUCCUGGCUACAAGAAUAAUGUUGAGAGACAAAAUAUUAAAAAAAAAGGAAUAGCAAAUAUAUUAUAUAUUAUAUAUACAGGAAACAAAAUGCAUCCUUGCACUGCUGCUAUAUGCUGGAGAUGAAUAAAACAGCAACAUCAGCAACAAGAAAAACCAACCACCUCUUCAAAUAAAUUGAAGAAUUGACUGAACUGAUCUAAAAAAAAAUCAUGAUGGUAAUAAUAUUAAUAAUACAAUAAACCACCAUUGUGCAUGUUACAUUUAAAGAACACAUAAUUCAUUUGUUGCACACUGAAUGGAAAAGCAAACAUGCUUUGCAACAAAGCAAGAAAUCAACUAGUGAAACAAGCAGAAUUACAAAAUGAUUCCCUGAUAGGAAAGAGUUAAAAUCCAUUCACUUGUAUAAUUUCUGUUUAUUAUUUUCUAAUUUGGGAUGUGCAGUGAUCAUCCUUUAUUUUCAUGCCAUGCUACUAUGUUGCUUCAUCAUUGGAUUCUUUUAUUUUCCCCAACUGGUCCUUCCUUUUUUAAAUGUUUCCUCUUCUCAUCUAAUGUCUUGUUCUGCUGAAGAUAAUUAUGACUUUAUUUCACUUAAAGCAAAGGAAAAUGAUAUGUAUAUGAUUUCUCACCGAACAAAAUGCAGCCUGUAGAGAUUUCAUAUUGAUGUGCUUUUAAGUUAUGGAUAUUAUAUAUAACUGGGGAGGGCGGGGAAUGAUAUUAAAACAAACAGUGCUAAGUGUGACAAUGAAUUUUCACAUUAUUAUUAUUUGAUUGAUAAUGGUUAAUGUAUUACAAGACUUUUAGAUUAUGCCAGUAUCCCAUGAAAGUAAGAAUAGGAAAAAAAGAAGGAAUUUUGAGGAAGUUGUCUCUCACUUGAGUUUGGUGACAAUUAUGAUUGUCACAGGUUAAGACACAUACAACAAUAUGAAAGGAGUCAAAGACAACAAAAUGGAUCAGUGUUACUCCAGCCCAGUUAGAAUGCCUCAAAUGUGCCAAUUAAGGAUGUCUCUUCAUCCUCCAGGUUUAGGAGGAGCAUAGGGUCACCACACAGAAUGAGGUCAAAUUGCUUCAUUGUUCAAGGCCUUUAUUUAGCUGUCUUUCAGAGCAAAGUGUUUAUCUAGGGCAAAGUUGUUAUUGUAUUUGCCAUGCCAGUUUUUCAAAAUUUGAAAGUUUGGUUCCAAACCUAUUGAUUACCUGGCUCCAGUUUCUGAUCCAUGAAUGUGAGAACUUGCCAAAGAGGCUGCCCUGUCCUACUCUCAUGCGGUUUCAUUUUGUCCGAUUUAAACUUUGGAGACUAUAUCUAUCAGGGAGAAGCAUUCUGAAAGAGCGCCUCUGCCUUCUUUAAGUAUAAUGAUUCUAUAUCAGAACAGGAUUUAUUCAUGGAGAAGCCACCCAUGGGUUUAUUGAAGAUGCAUUCCUCUGCCACAGUAAGCUGUGAAGCUUAGAGAAUCAAACUACUAAAAGCAGAUACUGCUUGGGAAAAAGAAUACUAUUAAAUAAAACUGCUCUGCCAUUAAUGAAACCUAGACAUUGUCCUUUACCACUUUUCAUUACCUCAAGAAUAAUUAAAGCAGAAAGAAAAGAGACAAAUCUAAAUGAAGCAGUUUAUACUGUUCCUUCUACAUAUUGUGAAUUAGAUAAUGACAUCUCUUAUCUCUAAUUGGAAAUAUAAAUAAAAAUGGGAAAUGGUAAUAAUCAUUGGAGUAAUGUGAAUGUAUCUUAUAUCAUAAAUUGUUUGCCAUUGUAGGAGACACUGGGCCAUUGGCUGUUAGUAUGGCUCCUUAAAAUUGGAUCUGUUUCUGGCAUGUAGGAAUGUCCUAAUUAAACACUGAAAGCAUAGCUAUAAACUUUAUGCUGUAAGAGUCAUUUCUAAUUUUUACGUAUCCAAGUGAUUUUCUCCUUUAGAUUUUUGAGGAUUUUUGGUUUCCUUUUAUUCUUCUGGAAUAUGUGAUGCCCUAAAACCAAAACCUCAAAAAAUGUAGAAGCUCAUAAAAUAUGUACAAAACAAAAAUCUUGUUCUUCUGAUUUCAAAAACCGAACAAAAAUCUUGGUGGCAUUAUCAUGUUUUUUUCCUCAAUUUUACAAAAAAAGUAUUCUCCCCCCCUCAAACUUAAUUUCAUUUUUAAUUUCGAAACAAAGCUCAGAAAUUAGGUAUAUACAUAUAAAGUACAUUCUGUUGCUUCUUCUAUAUGAAUUGGUAUACGUGAGACUGCCACUAUAACCUGUGGAAACUAAUUGCUUCAAAACCCAUUUAUAGAAGACCAGAAUCUUAACUCUUGUCAGGUACAGUAAAGGGAAUCUAAGAUAGAUGUGGAUUCCUCCCAUGGCAUGACUGAUGGGUAGCCAUUAACAAAAACUAGUUUUUUGUUUACCUAGCAAGAUGUGGCUUAUAUAUAGAUAUCUAUAUUAAUAUAUAUAUAAUAUUUAUUAUUUGUGGUAAAAUUGAAGCCAUGCAUACUCUUAAGAUCAUGGUUUCUUCCACCUUUUGCUGCCAUCUGAUAUAGUUGGUCAAUCUUUGCUUUCUUUGGGUGAGGGGGUCUUUCCAUUGAAAGGGACGGUCAAUGCAACUGCUUGUCUGCAACAAAUCCCGCAACUUGAUUCUAAAACUGGCCUGCAACUGCAUGAAUUAAAAAGAUUCAUAGUUAUUUUUUAAUUUGAAAAGCACCUUAACCAACUGAAAUGCUGUCAUUCCUUCAUUAUUUCUUCUGUCCUUCUGACCCCUCCACCCAUUUCAAUUUUUGUCCCAUCCUUUUCGGUCAUAUCCUCUUUCAGUGCUUGGUGAUGUAUGCGUGUGUGCUCACUGUUCUUGUAUUCAAUAAAAGUGAAAUAAA
Protobothrops mucrosquamatus (brown spotted pit viper) is the source of this 4642-nucleotide messenger RNA. It is a transcript of the gene EPB41L1, whose product is annotated as erythrocyte membrane protein band 4.1 like 1. The record is from RefSeq and is a predicted model, not a curated record. NCBI's taxonomy places the organism in Eukaryota, Metazoa, Chordata, Lepidosauria, Squamata, Viperidae. The transcript is spliced from 15 exons. Gene Ontology annotation, cellular component: plasma membrane; cytoskeleton. Gene Ontology annotation, biological process: cortical actin cytoskeleton organization. Gene Ontology annotation, molecular function: actin binding; structural molecule activity. The annotation marks the transcript as partial.